UAACACCCGCAAUGGCAUUCCCGAUUUCGCACGAUCAGCACUACACGUCUGCUCCUUACAGCUGCACUUUCCGUAAUUUCUUGCAGCCCUCGUCUUUUCGCUUCUUUCUCGAAUAUACGAAUGCACAUUUCAUUUCGAAUGAAGGGAACGUAAUGUGAUAAUAAAAAAAAAAGAAUAAAUUUCACGAUUAUUGCACGGAAACGCUCGAUCUUUCUCUAAUUUCGUUUCGUACAUAACCUCUUUAUUGGUGAUUACUACUUUGAUAAAGAAAGUGUACUCGAGCCAAUAAAGGAGAAAAACUUAAAUGGAACAUAAUAUGCAACUUUGUUAAGAAGACACGAAGAAUAAUCUAAAAGACUAGCUAUGUAUAUUUACAGUGGAUACAAUAAAAUGGGUUCAAUAUAAUUGAAAAUAGAAGACUGAAGGUGCUUCAGUCCUCAACUGGAGAGGCAUUUCAAAAGAAUUGCUAUUAUUGCAAUUUCGUUCGCGUAUAGUUUAUUAUGACAUAACGCCCGAUGUAUCCUCGACUCUUGUUGAACCUUUACAAACGAUCUUUACAUCGUGCUUCAAACAGCAUUAGACUGAAUUCACUGAAUAUAAAAACAUUGAGUCAUGCCGCAACGAAAAAGGAAAGCGAAGAAAAGCAACAUGCGAAAGUUGUCUCCGAGAGGUUCCCCGAUUAUAAAAUAAUCUACAUAUUUCCUUUUGUCAAGCAAGUUUGCGGUAUAAACGUUGUAAAACGUCGGGUUACUAUAUUCGCUGCAGCAGCCACGCCUGUGAUCAUUGGACUUCAUCUGGCUGGUAUCUUGCCUCUCGACUUGACUGUCGUGACAAUAACAACUGGAGCUAUAAUGACACUAUGGUUGCAUACCCUUGGACUUUUGUGCAACAACCUCGUAGGAUACGUAUACUUGAAACUGGACGAAAAGAAAGUGAUAUUAUCUUACAUCGACUAUUGGGGGAAGAGGAUAGACUUGGAAACGCCUCUCGACGAGAUCUUUCCCAUGUCAGACAAUCCGAUCAGCAUCACCGAUUCUCUAUACAGAAAAAUAGUGUUUGCCUCGCAAAAGCCGAACUUAAAGAUAAAUAUGAAGUUCGGACGGAUAGUCGACGUUGAAAAUUUUAGAUACGUUCUGGGAAUAAUUUAACAGUUUUGUUGAACUCGUAUAAGAUACUUCCAUAAAGUGUCAUUACGUUUCAGAA
This is a messenger RNA of Temnothorax curvispinosus, 1203 nucleotides long. RefSeq names its product transmembrane protein 186. Lineage: Eukaryota; Metazoa; Arthropoda; Insecta; Hymenoptera; Formicidae. The transcript has 2 exons. Gene Ontology annotation, cellular component: mitochondrion. The record is from RefSeq and is a predicted model, not a curated record. Bases 516 to 1148 code for a protein of 210 amino acids.